AUGGAGACCUCUGGAGGAGGCAGCAUCCCCAGCGGCAGAGCCGUGCCCCGGCCUCUGGCGCAGCUGCAGAAGCUUGAGACACCGGUGGCCCGCAGACGCCUGUCCCAGGCCCGCCACCGGGCCACCAUGGCAGGGCUCUUCAGCAACCUCAGGAAAACCGUUUACUCCCAGUCUGACGUCACAGCCUCAAAGGUAUGGGGAUCUGAGUGUGGGGAGAAGUUUCCACACAUAGAGCGACUGAGGAGCGAGGUGGGGACUGGCCCGGAGCUCCCCCCACGCCUCCCGACGGCUGUGGCCUGGGUGGGGUCAGCGAUCAGCUGCGGACACCUCAUGGUGCCACGUCUGCUGCUGCACGAGGGGAAAGACCUGAUCUCAAAUAAGUUUCAUCAGAAAUGCUCUGUCACCUGGUACCCAAUUGAGGCAGUUGGGAAGGAUGCUGAGGAGGAAGAAGAGGAGGAGGAAGAGGAGGAAGACCAAGAAGAAGAGGAAGAGGAGGCAGAGGAGGAGGAAGACGAGGAGGAAGAGGAGAAAACAGUGGAGCUCUUACACUCCCCAGUCACCUUGUUGCCAGACCUCAUGGAAUUUGAACGGCAUCUUAACUUUUACAAGCAGACGAUGGACCUUCUGAUCAGGAACGGGGUUGUCUCCUCGCAGGAGGUGACGCUUCCCAUCGUCUCUCCAGCCGUCUCCCACCUGUGGCAGAACCUCUCUGAGGAGAGGAAGGCCAGUCUCCUGCAGGCCUGGGCACAGAACCACAGAGGCCCCCCGGGCCUCGCAGGGGCCUGUCAGGAGCCAGCCUGUGCUGAGGGCAGCGUGAAGGACAGUGGAGUCGACAGCCAAGGGGCCAGCUGCUCGCUGGUCUCCACCCCGGAGGAGAUCCUUUUUGAAGAUGCUUUCGACGUGGCAAGUUUCCUGGACAAAAGUGAGGCUCCAAGUACAUCUAGCCCCAGUUCAGUGUGUGCCAACUGCGACCCAGAAAAUCCAGAGGAGAAGUUUCAGCUCUAUAUGCAGAUCAUCGAUUAUUUUAAAGGCCUUUGCUGUGUUAACCCUCAGGUCAAACAGGAACCAGAUCUUCCCAUUGACCGUGAGAUGAUAAUGUUGAGGUGCAUGGAGACCUUUGACGAUGAAGAUUUGUGA
Molecule: messenger RNA, 1137 nt
Organism: Diceros bicornis minor
Lineage: Eukaryota; Metazoa; Chordata; Mammalia; Perissodactyla; Rhinocerotidae
Product: stimulated by retinoic acid gene 8 protein homolog
Exons: 6
Coding region: 1-1137 (378 amino acids)
Biological process (GO): cellular response to retinoic acid; meiotic cell cycle
Source: RefSeq, a predicted model, not a curated record